Helianthus annuus (common sunflower) is the source of this 2208-nucleotide messenger RNA. RefSeq lists its product as uncharacterized. Gene Ontology annotation, molecular function: nucleic acid binding; zinc ion binding. The transcript is spliced from 2 exons. NCBI's taxonomy places the organism in Eukaryota, Viridiplantae, Streptophyta, Magnoliopsida, Asterales, Asteraceae. The coding region runs from base 1139 to 1915 and encodes 258 amino acids. The record is from RefSeq and is a predicted model, not a curated record.
UCGUUAGGUACUUGGAAACAGGAACUUGCUGGUUGGAGGGCGAGAGUGGUCAUGGUUGCAUUGAUGGAUUUAUUUGUCAAACAUUUAUUUAUUAUGGUUGUUGGGAAAGUAUUUACAUUAUGAUACAUUAACGCUUCCGCUGAACUUGAUGGUUUUCGAAUUACUAAUGUUUGGAUUUUAUUACUAUUAAAUGAUGAAACUAUAUUUUAAACUUAUGAAUUCAAUGUAAUUGGUGGCUCAUUACUAGGGGUCACAUGCCUAACAGGGAUACUCCCUAAGUGGUAAAUUGAGGGUGUGACAGUUUGGUAUCGGAGCCACUGGUUAUAGUGAACUUGGUUUUAAAACGUUUUUAUAAAACCGGACUAUAACCGAACUGAUCCGAAAUCGACCAUGACACUUAGCUCCAGACUGCAAGGUUCGUCUCUUGUUUAAUACUGCACAUUAUUUCUAGUAUUUGCUAUUAGAUAACAUUACAUGUGAAUGCACACUUGGCACAAUAGUAUGAACUUAUAUGAUAAUAACCCACAUUACGUGUUUUCAGAGUACAACUUUUCCUUGAACUUUCAUAAUCUGUGUUGUGGUGUCACCUACUGUAUUGCUUGAAUUCGGGGAACCUUUCUAACACGAAUUGAGUGGAGCUGAGAUGAACAUGCAAAUUGGAUUAUUAUUGUGGGUGCACACAUAAUAAUAAUGUGGGGUGCAUGUGAGUACCAGUGAAACUUAAUAAGUGUGAAAAAGGAUUCCACUAUGUUAGUUGAUGUUAUGCUAGAACGUAGAAAUCUGUGGAGACCAUAGUAAUGCUUGCCUCCUACUUGAACUUGCAUGUUGAAUUUUUCCUUUUCUUAUAUAUAGAAUCAUGAACGGACGUGGCGGACGUAAUGGUGGACGUGGUGGAGGCCGCGGUGGUGGACGUGGCCAUAUUGCUAUGACUCAGGCUGAGUUAACCGAUCUCAUCAACACUCGCGUGGCUGAAGCCUUAGCGGCUUAUCAGGCUGGUCAACAGGUGCAACAGAAUCAGCACCAUCCGCCUGUUUGCACGUUUAAAACCUUCAUGGAUUGUAAGCCGUAGACCUUCAGUGGGACUGAAGGGGCUGUAGGACUCUUGCGUUGGUUCGAGAAGGCAGAGUCCGUAUUCGCGAUGUGUAAUUGUCCGGUUGGGGACAGAGUGAAGUAUGCUGCGGGCACGCUCGAGGAUGGUGCCCUGACAUGGUGGAAUUCCCAGGUUCAGCUAUUGGGCAUUGAGGCGGCGAACGCCACUACGUGGGAUGACUUUAAAGAGUUGAUGAGGGAGGAAUAUUGUCCUCGUGAUGAAAUACAGAAAUUAGAAAAUGAGUACAAUGAUCUGAAAAUGGUGGGGUCUGAGAUUGAAGCAUACGUGAAGCGGUCGUAUGAGUUGGCUGACUUGUGCCCGAAUUUGUCUCGACAUAUGCCUCGAAGAAUUGAGUUGUUUAUCAAGGGGUUACCUCCACGGGUGAAGGGUUUGGUUACUGCGGCAAACCUUAAUAACUUAACUCAGAUUGUUCGUUUAGCUCACAAGAUCGUUGAUCAGGAGGUGGAGAGCAAUUCGCUGCCACCCCGUAUUUCUAGUACUACUACAGCCGCUACUACUUCCACUGCACCUACUACUGAUGGCAAGCGUAAGUGGAACGAUAUGGACAAGGGGUCCAACUCUGCACAGCCUCAGAAGAAGACGGAUACUAGCAGCAACCGCAGUUUCAGCCAGUCAUCGUCAGUAAAUCAAAACCAGAGUAACAAGUCAGGGCAGGGAUCAUAUGCGGGGAAGCUACCUUUGUGCAACAAGUGUAACUAUCAUCACAACGGGCAGUGUGCUCGGGUUUGUCAUCGGUGUAACCGAUCAGGGCACGUGGCUAGGGAUUGUAGGGCUACACUUCCAGCUCAGCAGCAGCCAUCAUAGCAGUCGGGUAGACAACAGACUCAGCAGAACCAGGGUACUCAGAAAGGGUGUUAUCAGUGUGGGGCCGAGGGGCACUUCAAGCGAGACUGUCCUCACCUGAAGCAGAACACAGGGGUAACAACGGGAAUAACAAUGCUGGAAACAAUGGGGUAAUGUUGCGCGUGGGCGCGGGUUUGUGUUAGGAGCUGGGGAAGCAUAACCUUUAUUCUUAUAUAUUAUUUUGAUGGGAAAACGUCAAAGAAAUGUAACAAAGUUUGCCAAAUGUUCUAAUUAAGUCAUUCAAACUUUUUUUU